Messenger RNA from Cucumis melo (muskmelon), 2552 nucleotides. Its product is annotated as vesicle-fusing ATPase. NCBI's taxonomy places the organism in Eukaryota, Viridiplantae, Streptophyta, Magnoliopsida, Cucurbitales, Cucurbitaceae. Gene Ontology annotation, cellular component: Golgi stack. Bases 1 to 2232 code for a protein of 743 amino acids. Gene Ontology annotation, molecular function: ATP hydrolysis activity; ATP binding. The record is from RefSeq and is a predicted model, not a curated record. The transcript has 21 exons. Gene Ontology annotation, biological process: SNARE complex disassembly; intra-Golgi vesicle-mediated transport; Golgi to plasma membrane protein transport.
AUGGCGGGUCGGUUCGGCCUAUCGUCAACUGCUCCGGCCACCAUGAUCGUUACUAAUACACCGGCUCAGGACCUUGCCGUCACUAAUCUUGCUUACUGCUCCGCUUCUGAUCUUCAAAACUUUGCCGUCCCUGGCACUAAGCUCUUCCUUGCCUUGGUUGGCGAUUCCUUUGUCCUCUCCCUUACUCCUCAUGGAAGCAUAAGCAGUGGCCAUAUUGCCUUAAAUGCUAUUCAACGUCGUCAUGCUAGAGUUUCAACUGGGGACCAGAUAUCUGUGGCGAGAUUUAUCCCGCCAGAUGAUUUCAACCUGGCGCUACUUAGAUUGGACUUAGAGUUUGUUAAAAAGGGAUCCAAAAGUGAACAGGUCGAUGCUGUUCUCUUGGCUAAUCAAUUGAGGAAGAGAUUUAUCAACCAGAUAAUGACGGCAGGGCAGAGAGCUUCUUUCGAGUACCAUGGUACUAACUAUAUCUUCACAGUUAAUCAAGCUGUUGUGGAAGGGCGAGAUACAUCCAAUAGUGUUGAAAGAGGGAUGAUUUCAAAUGAUACCUAUUUUGUGUUUGAAACAUCGAAUGGAAGUGGAAUAAAGAUAGUUAAUCAACGUGAAGCUGCUAGUAGUAACAUAUUUAGGCAAAAAGAAUUUAAUCUUCAAGCACUUGGCAUUGGAGGAUUAAGUGAGGAGUUCGCUGAUAUAUUUCGAAGAGCUUUUGCCUCUCGUGUUUUUCCUCCUCAUGUGACCAGCAAGUUGGGCAUUAAACAUGUAAAAGGAAUGCUGCUUUAUGGGCCACCUGGAACUGGCAAAACUCUUAUUGCCCGUCAAAUUGGAAAAAUGUUGAAUGGGAGAGAGCCAAAGAUUGUCAAUGGCCCUGAAGUGUUGAGCAAGUUCGUUGGGGAAACCGAAAAGAAUGUGAGAGAUCUUUUUGCUGAUGCUGAGAAUGAUCAAAGGACCCACGGAGACCAAAGUGAGUUGCAUGUCAUAAUUUUUGAUGAAAUUGAUGCUAUUUGUAAGGCAAGGGGAUCAACUAGAGAUGGAACUGGAGUUCAUGACAGCAUUGUCAACCAGUUACUCACGAAGAUAGAUGGUGUAGAAUCAUUAAACAAUGUGCUACUUAUUGGCAUGACUAACAGAAAGGACUUACUUGAUGAAGCUCUUUUAAGACCAGGUCGCUUGGAAGUUCAGGUUGAAAUCAGCCUGCCAGACGAGAAUGGUCGUUUACAGAUUCUUCAAAUUCAUACUAACAAAAUGAAAGAAAAUUCUUUUAUUGCUCCUGAUGUGAACCUCCGGGAAAUUGCUGCCCGUACAAAGAACUACAGUGGUGCUGAAAUUGAAGGGGUUGUAAAAAGUGCAGUAUCAUACGCCUUAAAUAGACAAUUAAGUCUUGAUGAUCUUACAAAGCCGGUUGAUGAAGAGAACAUUAAGGUUACAAUGGAUGACUUUCUGAACGCAGUCCAAGAAAUUAUUCCUGCUUUUGGUGCUUCAACAGAUGACCUUGAAAGAUGCAGGCUUAAUGGUAUGGUGGAUUGUGGUGGACGACAUAAACACAUUUAUGAAAGGGCAAUGUUACUUGUAGAGCAAGUUAAAGUCAGCAAGGGAAGUCCACUUGUUACUUGUCUUCUUGAAGGCCCAAGUGGCAGUGGCAAAACUGCAAUGGCGGCUACUGUUGGUAUUGACAGUGAGUUUCCAUAUGUCAAAAUUAUAUCAGCAGAAUCAAUGAUUGGUCUUCUUGAGAGCACAAAAUGCGCACAGAUUGUCAAGGUUUUUGAGGAUGCAUACAAGUCUCCAUUGAGCAUAAUCAUUCUCGAUGACAUUGAAAGAUUACUGGAAUAUGUUGCCAUUGGUCCUCGUUUUUCAAAUUUGAUGUCUCAAGCACUGAUGGUUCUUCUCAAACGACUUCCUCCCAAGGGUAAAAAGCUUCUGGUAAUUGGAACAACUAGUGAAGUGGGCUUUUUAGAUUCAGUUGGUAUUUGUGAUGCUUUCUCAGUCACUUACCAUGUUCCAACAUUGAAAACGGAUGAUGCCAAGAAGGUGAUGCAACAACUGAAUGUUUUUGCCGAGGAUGAUGUGGAUGCUGCUGCCGAGGCUGUCACUGAUAUGCCCAUCAAGAAGCUGUACAUGUUAAUUGAGAUGGCUGCUCAAGGUGAACGUGGUGGAGCAGCAGAAGCCAUCUAUUCUGGUUCACAGAAGAUUAAGAUCUCUCACUUUUUCGACUGCCUCCAGGAUGUCAUCCGAUAUUAGAUUCCAAUUCUUUCAUUUGUUUCUGCACCUUAUUAUUAUAACAUUUUCUUUUGAUUUGAUAAUUUUGAGCUCCAUGUUUCCCGAUUGCCAGCUGGUUGUUGAUUGAGAUUGGUUGCAGUGCAUGUAAACGGAUUUUUUUUCUUUGAAACUUGGGUACUCCAUAGAAUGCUGAGUUGAUCGAUUGCAACUGCCUUUGUUGACUGAAGUCCCCUGCUGAUUUUAAGAGACGGUACGUAUCAUUUUUUUUAGUUUUUAUCUCAGAUGAUGAAUUGAGUUACUGUUUUGGAACUUACGAAAAUGAUUGAGCUAUUUGAUUCUCA